AUGUGCCAGCACUCAGCUAUGCAGGAAAGUGAUUGGUGGAAUGGUAUGGAACACUGAGUUGAGAAGAUCUGUGUCUACUGAACAUCUGGAGACCAAAAGCCUUCCAUCUCGCUCCCCUCCAAUUACUCCAAACUGGUAACAAUAUGCUUUGUCUAUUAUAUUUGAUUAAUUUGAAGUUUAUCACCGAAUGUUAUACAUGUAAUCUGCAUUUGUCAUGUCUACCGUAAAUUGGUGCCACUCAAUAUAAAAUUAAUUUUCAUCUGUACAUUGUGGUAGCAAGUGUUAAAAUGAACGAUUCAUUAAUAUUUCAAUGUGUUCACCUUCAAAGAUUUCCUAUGCUUCCAAGUGGUAAUUGGACAUACCAUGAUUUUUAGCUUGCACCCACAAGCUGGCAAUUAUGGGAUGCCAGCUCCAUCCUCCUCACACUAUAAAUUGUACCUAUUGGAUCAUAGAUGAACUAUUGCAUUAAAAUUAUUGCUACUGAAUAAUUAAGUUAAUAGAGGAUUCAAUUAGUUGCCAGUUAUGUAUCUUAAAAUUAACUUAUAUGUAGUAGAAUGCAGAGGGUAGAGUCGAUUUUUCCAAGAUGAGAAGAUUGUUUGGUGUGUGAGUAUAACUUCUCUCCCAAUGCUACUUGGUUAGUCUGUCUGUACAGUGUGUGCAGUGACCAAUUAUUUAUGUGCUUUCUCUUUAAGAACAUUUUUUUCUGCGAUAUGAAGUAUUUUGCAGUAGCUUGCUCUCUGCACCAACUACAUUAUAUUUCUUUAAAGUUUUCUUUUUGUUGUUGUUGUUUUUUUUGUAACUGUCUUAAGGCGGAGUCCAAGGUUGCGUCAUGUGAUUAGGAAACCACAACAUUCCUCUGCUGACAACCUAGCCAAUGAGAUGACCUAUGUGACGGAGACAGAAGAUGUGUUUUAUACUUAUAAAGGCUCUCCAACAUCCAAAGACAGUGACUCUGAGUUUUUUCAGAAUCGCAGUCCUCAUAGUAGGUAUGAGAAUUGUUGGUACAUUUACCCAGCAUUUAUUGUAAAUGUUCUAUAUUCAAAUUUUGUGAUUCAGUAGCAGUUGAUAUAUUGUUUGAUCAUGCUUAUUUCAUUUAGAUAUCUUUCGCUUAGCUUUGUAUUUGGUUUUGUUUUAUUACACUUCAUAAAAUAUGUGACAAACACAUCUAAAAAUUAUACAAUUAAACUUGCUGUUACUUGCAUUGAUUAAAUUGCAACAUUUUAAAAUAGAAUGAAAGCACACAAUAGUCCAAAACCUUUAGUAUGUUAAGAAAAUUAAUAAAAAAGUUUAUGAAGUCUCACUCACAUUUCCCAGAGCUAAUAGACCUAGCUCUGGUGAUAAUAGCCUUAUGGUCUGUCAGGCGACCGCUUCUUUAUUUUUAGAUUCCAGAAGACUUGGCCAAUAAAAAUUGGCUCUAUGCAUAAGUUUUGUAUAGUUAAGGACUCUAGCACCUUCUUUGAACAGGAGAACUGCUGGUAACGUAAUUCCAAUUAUAUACUUUAGUUUACGUUAAAAACAUAAUAACUAUUACAAAACAACAAGAUUCAAAUAUACCAGAAGUAUUUCAAGUAUAAAGUGCUCCAGAGACGCGUUUCCUCAGUCUAUGGUGCUGUAAAUCCUUCUGUCCUCCUGUCCACCUUUUAAAUACCUGUCUUGAUCCUGUAAUUUCACUCAACUGUACUUACGAUGCCCGUUAGAUUGAGUGUUGCAUUCCAAGCCUCCUUCCAACUUUAUUUCAGCCCUCUCUCAGACACGACAUCAUAUCUGUCCUCCCUUCUAUCAUGCCAUUUCUGGUUUCACCAAUGUCGAUCAAAGAAAAGGGAAUACUUCUUAGAGCAUGUGUUCCACCUUUGGUGGAGCAUGCUCAGUCCUAAAAAAUGUCCAUUUACAGUUCCGUUGCCAUUCACAAAUAUAGAAAAAGGAAGAAUAUAACCCAUAUUAGAGUUUAAUAUACUUUAAUCUUAUCUAGGAGAUAUUUGGCUGUGUAAAUUAUAUGUGGCAAAAAAAAAUAUUCAUGACCGUUAAUCCUUAUAUAUCCUGAAAUCACAAACAAUUAUAUAUUUGUCUUAAAAGGGUAUAUAUUAAUAAAAUAAAAACAUAUAUUCAACCUAUUGAAUUGAACAUUUUUUUUUGUUUAAGUGUGUUCUAUCGAAUGUAAUUAAACAUUAGAACAUAGUAAUGCAAUUUUAUUAAACUCUGUAAACAUAAAAUCAACCAACAAAAUAUUCUGCAAUCAUCUUUAAGAUAUGAGACAUUUGUGAUUAAAUUAUAUUAUAUUCAUAAUGGUCAUGGAAAUGCAGUCUGAUAGUUUAAAAAAAAAAAAAGUAAUCAAUGUAGUACAUUUGGCCCUUUUUUUCUUACUUGUUUUAUUAAUGUAAUAUUCAUUGAUCAUGCUUAAUAUAAUACAGCAGAUCCCAUGUUCUUUAUUGUUCAUUUUGGUAGGCUAAAAGGUAAUCUCAAGUGUGUGUUUGUUAAAUUUAUACAAUUUGUUUCUUCAGGUCAUCAGAUCAGGAUUCUCCAAAGUAGGUGACAUACGUUUAUAUUUUUACUGUUUUUACUUGUUUUCCUCUCAUUUACCUAUUGUGAUAAAGUGAAGGCAGAUAGGCCUUUUAACCCCAGGGGGAGUAUGUGUAGUUUGUGUGUUGCACAACACAACGCAUUGUUUAGUUAUGGGCCCCUGGGGUGGAGCAUUUGGAGAGAAGGGUGGGCCAAUGCUCCACUCCACAGUUUAGUGGUGUUCUGGGGAGACCUAGAUCCAGGCCAGGGUUUUUUGGACUGUCUCCAACCCACUGCUCAGCUGCAGGUAAUCAGCUGUUGCAGUGGGAAUAAACUCCUCCCGGCUAGGCAGGAAAAGGAGAGGGAUUGCUGGCUUCCUCCCAGGAAGCAGGUAGGAGAGAGGCUGAUCUCUCCAGAUAGAGUCAAAGAGACUAGGCACUGGGAGUGCAGAAAGGAAGCAGUCAAGGCUGGCUUGGAGCACUGGGAGUGCAGAAGGAAGCAGUCAAGGCUGGCUUGGAGGCACUGGGAGUGCGGAAAGGAAAGCAGUCAGGGCAAGGCUGGCUUGGAGCACUGGGAGUGCAGAAAGGAAAGCAGUCAGGGCAAGGCUGGCUUGGAGCACUGGGAGUGCAGAAAGGAAAGCAACAGGUUAGAUAGCAGAGUGUUGCUAUCUAAAAGGUUGGUGCAAUAUUGUUUAGUUUAACCCUGAGAGAUAGGGAAACUUAUGUCAGUUAGUGCUCAGACGAGCUAGGUUUUUGUUUAUAGGGUUUUCUGUUACAUUUAUGUUUUCAUUUAACUGCUGUAUCCUGUGUGGAUUUACAAAUAAAGUGCCUGAGUAUAUGCAAUUUCAAGGACUGUGCAUGUUUUUGCCCUAGAGGACCGUGCUACCUGGUGACAAGGAUCACAAUAUGGUGGAGAAUGCGGGCAUAGUAGCAAAUUGAGGGUCUGUGGGUGUGCCAGUCAUUCAGUAGUCUGCUUGAGGACUUUUUAUUUUUGCAGACCUGUUUAUAAAAAAAAAAAAAAAAUAGUAGCACUGUACCUUUAAGACUAUUACCUGCUUGGUGCUAUAAUGGAGGACCUGCUGAAGGCUCUGGUACAGGCAACUGCUGUACAACAAGAGGCAACUGCUAUACAACAAAACACCAACCAUUUCCUGGCUGCACAGAUUAAGAACCUGAGGGAUGCUCAGCAGGAGUAUAGAGCUGCCCUUACUGAUGUUUUGCAGAUUGCCUCCAGCAGGGUGUGUGGGGACAAGGGACCCCGUAAUCAAGCUACUGACAUCCUGCAUAAGAUGACAGAGGCAGUAGAAGAAGUCUUUAGCAAGCUGAAAAGCAUGGAGGCAGCAAAGCUUGAUGUUGAGAAACACACAGAAGAGAGAGAACCGGAAUUAAAAGGCAAGAAGGAUAAAAUUGAUCCUGAAAGCAGUGAUAAUGUGGAAGAUGGUGAAAAGGCAGUUGGAUCAUCCAUGGAACAAAAAGCAAAAGAGAAAAAGGUAGUAACGAGACCAGCAAAUCUAAAGGAAAACCCGGAAUUGUCAAGAGGCAGUGAUGGUGACAGUGAUGACAUGCGCCAAAGUAAGAGAGGUCAGAGGAAUCAGAAGGGAGAACGAGACAAACUGAUUACUGAAGUUGACAAGUGUUUAUUUGAAAAUCAAAACGUUGCAGCUUCACAUGAAAGCCUCAAACUUGCUCUGUAUGGCAUCACAACAGAUAAAGCGAUCUUGGGAAAAGAGUUAGAAACAAAAAUAUUUUCAUGCUCAGAAACUGAAUCUUGCAUGUUUCAAGAGAAUGCUGGAAAGACAUUUGAAAACAGAAAGGUACUGAUAAAUCUUCCCAAGGUAACAGAAGAAGAAUCAGAGGAUGAUGAGGAUUAUGUUCCUUCAGAAGACUGGCAAAAGGAAAUAAUGGUUGGUUCCAUGUUCCAGGCAGAGAUUCCAGUUGGCAUCUGCAAGUACAAGGAAACUGAAAGAGUGUAUGAAAAUGAUGACCAGUUAUUGUGGAACCCAGAUUUUAUAGUGGAAACAAGAGUUCUAGAUUUUCUAAGUGAAGCGUCCAGAAGGACAGGUGAAGAGAAGGGAAUAGAUGCAAUUCCAGGGGGAUCACAUAUAAAAGAAAACGAAGCAGGAGCCCCUGAUGUACACCCAAUUGAACAAGUUAAAGGCAUGAAAAGCAGACUGACUUGGGGAGUCAGAGAAGACAACUGCAAAAGAGCUGAGCUUAAUGGAGAGAAGCAAAGCACCCCAGCUGAGUAUAGCAAUGCGGUGCACUGUUUAGUAGCCGAGGCUACCCAAGAUUGUCGACCAGCUGUUGAACAGUUUGGCAGAGAAAAGAAAGGCAAAGUAGCUGCUUCUGAUCUAAGCCAAGAGAGAGCGACAGUUACAGAACCAAGCUGUGAUGAUAAGAUGGGCACGUCCGCACCUAAGCCCGACCAAGGCGAAAGUUACAAAGCAGGUGACAUUGGCGCAGCUGAAUUAAAUAUUUCAAACACGUCUGGUAUUGCUACAAAGACUUUGAAGGAUUAUUUGGGAGCCAUAGAACUGGAUCUGCUGGCAGAGACUACUGCUACAAGGCCUGGGCGCACUAACUACCUGGAACAGCUGCCAGACUCUGGGAACACAGUCGUGGAAUUAAAGGCGGGACUCGGACUGCCUGACCGGCUGUUUGAUACCGGGGCUGUCAUGAUCCAGCGAGAGGCCAUGACUGCGUCUCUGGACACCCCCAAGGGAACAGGGAGACUGCCAGACAGCCCAGAGGAAAGCAUUUCUGACACUGAGAGGUGGCCACUCAAGGCCGAGCAAGUGGAGGAUACCCCUGGGGAGGAAACCAGGCAAAGGAGAGAUGAACUAAGCCAGGAGUCUGGGCCUCAGGUAGAACAGCGCUCCAUGCCAAGCCAGGCCGAGCAUGAUAGGAUGGAGCUGGGAUCAAGGGCUGCAUUCAUGCAGGAGGAGGGUGCUCUAGACAGCCUCCUUGGCCAACCCCCUGAGGAUAUAGAGAUGAGACCUGUAGCAUUAACCGUAGAAAGCAAUGAAGGUUCCCAGGGAUUCACAGAACAGAUGGAGGAUGUUGUGAAGCCCUUCAUGGAGGGACCGGUUCCAGUGAAGGAUGAGCUGGUGACAGAACCAGGUCUUGAAGAGGUUGAGCAUCCAGCAAAUUCGUCUUAUGAAACAACUGGACGUAUAAGUGAUAUAGAAAAGUUAGUUACACGCAAAGCUUUUGUAAAGUUUGCGUUUGAAAGUAACUCGGACAUUGAGAGACUAUCAAACCAGAAGCUGCUGUGGAUGUGGAAGCAGAUGAUGAUUCAGAGGAACUUGGCUACUAAAGAGCCACACAGUACUGAUCAUCAGCCUAGAUCUGCUAGCAACCAAAUAAGCGGGGAAACUGGAAAGAAAGGACAAAAUCUGAUACUGAGUCUGGGACAAUAUAAUGGUAGAACGUACCCAAAAGUCCCAUUACAGCUACGAGACCAGACUGAGAAACUCAGAUGCUUCAACUGCCACAUGCAUGGACAUAUUACAUAUAACUGUCCUGAGAGUGAAGAGCCAAUACAGUGUGACAUAGGAAUAAGGGCUCUGCAUAGGAUAGUAUUGCCUUGCUUAAAGAUGUGUAUGGUGACUGGUGGUGUUACAGCACAGCUAAAAGUGGUGAUGGUGGUAGGGAAGAGUGCACAAGCACUAAUUAAUUCAGGGAGUGAGGCUACUUUGAAAAGUGUUCUGCUCCAGCCAGAAAAAUGUGAUUUAAGACAAGUGUUUGAUAUUGUGGGUACAGCCCCAGGUGACGUGAACAUUCGUGGUUUGUGUUCUAAGGUCGCUCGACCCGAUGGGUCUGAGCUGGGGGGGAGGAUAUGUGAUAAAGUGAAGGCAGAUAGGCCUUUUAACCCCAGGGGGAGUAUGUGUAGUUUGUGUGUUGCACAACACAACGCAUUGUUUAGUUAUGGGCCCCUGGGGUGGAGCAUUUGGAGAGAAGGGUGGGCCAAUGCUCCACUCCACAGUUUAGUGGUGUUCUGGGGAGACCUAGAUCCAGGCCAGGGUUUUUUGGACUGUCUCCAACCCACUGCUCAGCUGCAGGUAAUCAGCUGUUGCAGUGGGAAUAAACUCCUCCCGGCUAGGCAGGAAAAGGAGAGGGAUUGCUGGCUUCCUCCCAGGAAGCAGGUAGGAGAGAGGCUGAUCUCUCCAGAUAGAGUCAAAGAGACUAGGCACUGGGAGUGCAGAAAGGAAGCAGUCAAGGCUGGCUUGGAGGCACUGGGAGUGCAGAAGGAAGCAGUCAAGGCUGGCUUGGAGGCACUGGGAGUGCGGAAAGGAAAGCAGUCAGGGCAAGGCUGGCUUGGAGCACUGGGAGUGCAGAAAGGAAAGCAGUCAGGGCAAGGCUGGCUUGGAGCACUGGGAGUGCAGAAAGGAAAGCAACAGGUUAGAUAGCAGAGUGUUGCUAUCUAAAAGGUUGGUGCAAUAUUGUUUAGUUUAACCCUGAGAGAUAGGGAAACUUAUGUCAGUUAGUGCUCAGACGAGCUAGGUUUUUGUUUAUAGGGUUUUCUGUUACAUUUAUGUUUUCAUUUAACUGCUGUAUCCUGUGUGGAUUUACAAAUAAAGUGCCUGAGUAUAUGCAAUUUCAAGGACUGUGCAUGUUUUUGCCCUAGAGGACCGUGCUACCUGGUGACAAGGAUCACACUAUAUACCGAAUAUAUGUUUUUAAAGUAUGUAGUGCAGUGCAAGUUGUAAAUUUUAGUGGUGACUGGUGAAGUUUUUAGAUGGUUGGGUGUUUGGAUUCCCCCAUAGAAUUUGAUCUGACCCUUCACCUUAAACUUUUCUCAUAAACUGUUGGACUUAAUGUGCUAAUUCCCAUAUUCUGCCAAUAAUAAAAUUUAAGGUUGUUAUUACUUCCAUUGUCACCUAGAGGGCAGUUAUGAUUUUUUUCUUAUGUAUUAUUUUAUUUUAAAAAUAUAUAUUUUAUGCUUUCUGACACGUAUGCCUUACCACUCCUAGUCCGAGUACAUUAUAUUUUUAGUUGAAUAGCUAGCUGAAGCUCAUGUUGUCAGUAAGAACGUCAGUGCUAAAGGUAAGACAUUACAACUAAACAGUUUAGUUCAAUUUCUAGAUGCAGGAUAUCAGACAAAAUCCUACUUGGCUGGGGUACAGUGCAAUAAUUUCCUGCGUGGGUGAGACUGCAAUGGAGAGCUGUUGGUUGGAGAGAGAGCGAGGAAGGGACUGAAAGCAAUGAGCCAGGAAAGGCUUAUUGUAGACUGCAGGGUAGAAAGUGCAGAGAUAUAUUAAAAGCAUGAUGCUGGGGUAGAACUGUCAGACUUCGGUCUUUACACUUUUCACACUCUGAAGUCUUCACUGCCACUAAAACACUAUGAUUUGAGCAUUUGUCACACUAUCCCCCCUUUGAUCAUACAGCUCCAUUGGGCCAUCACUUCUCACACAUAUGGCAGUAUGGGUUACACAAUUUGAAAAGUAAAGAGGCAGUGUCUGACAGCUCUCCCUAGCCCUGCUGUGUACUUAUUGAUGCAAUGUAUUCAACCUGCUCCAUGGAGCAGAAAAACGCCAGCCUUAAACUAUACAGCAAGCGCGAAGUCAGAAUAGAGAAUGCAAACUCCACCCCCUGGUGUUAGCAGCCUUUGACAGCCCAGUAGGCAGUCCUGUAUUUUAGAGCAAUAUGUAUGCUACCUGAAAAGGAGGAAGUGGGAAAAGGAGAAGGCUGUCAGACCAUAAGGGUGAUUUUUUUUAUUUUUUACUUUUACUAUCAUCAUUAAGGGGGAAAUAUAAGGGUUGAGGGGAGGGAAAUUGCAACACAAAUAAUUAAAAGGACAUAACACAUGUUUGAACAAACAAACAUAUCUCAAACUGGUACGGAGCUGACCCUAUGAACCACCCUACACUGCAGAGAUGUACAUGACUUUAAAUGUAUGUCCUGCAACAUCAUAUUGUUUUUAAAUAUAUGCAAAUAUACACAUACAUAUAGUGAUAUCAUUUAUAAAAAAUGAGGUAUUCCAGGAGCUAGUCAGAUAAUAAUAAAUGGAAUGGUAGUACAGUAAAUAUCAGCAUUCAACUCAAGAAUCAAUUGGAGAUAUAUAUAAAUGCAGGACAAAAAAUCAUAAAUAAUUAGUUCAUAAUAAGUCCAUAUAAAAAGCCCUGAUUAUAAAAUUAAUAACUGAAACUGCAAAUUAUACUGAAUGAAAUAAGAUAAUAGUUAUAGUCCAAUAGUCCACAGACUGUAUCAAAAGGGAAAUUCGCACUAUACGGUGUUUAUAGGAGAUGCACAGUGGUGGAGCCCUAUUGCAAAGACACUAUAAUUCACUGAAUGUUAUAAAUAUAAAGGAAAAAACAGAAAACAAAAAAACACAAUAAGAAGUCCAAAGGAAGAAAAAAAGGAAGCAAUACAGUACCUUGGACAACUGCUUGCUGAUAUACAAUAAAUAAUAGUAAUGAGCAAUAAAAAUAAGGGAGGGAAAUGCUUAUUUAAAAAACCCAAGACUAAAAUAAGUUCACAAACAAAGGAUAAAAUGAAAUAAAUUCAAUGGUGCCAACGGUUGCUCGAAAUUACUUGCACAAAAAUAAGCAUUUCCCUCCCUUAUUUUUAUUUUUAUUGCUCAUUACUAUUAUUUAUUGUAUAUCAGCAAGCAGUUGUCCAAGGUACUGUAUUGCUUCCUUUUUUUCUUCCUUUGGACUUCUUUGUGUUUUUUUUGUUUUCUGUUUUUUGCUUUAUAAUUAAAGGGCUCCACCACUGUGCAUCUCCUAUAUACACCGUAUAGUGCGAAUUUCCCUUUUGAUACAGCCUGUGGAUUAUUGGACUAUAACUAUUAUCUUAUUUCAUUCAGUAUAAUUUACAGUUUCAGUCAUUAGUUUUAUGACUAGGACUUUUUAUAUGGACUUAUUAUGAACUAAUUAUUUAUGAUUUUUUUUUGUCCUGUAUGUGUGUGUGUGUAUAUAUAUAUAUAUCCAAUUGAUUCUUGAGUUGAAUGCUGAUAUUUACUGUACUACCAUUCCAUUUAUUACUAUCUGACUAGCUGCCGGAAUACCUAAUUUUUUAUAAAUGAUAUUGCUAUAUUUAUUUCUAUAGGGAGGAUUGGUGACCUUUUUUUUUCCAGUUUAGAGCUAGUGUGUUAUCAAAUUAAUUGUGUUAAUUUCAUUUAUAUACUUUUACUCCCUCUAUCCUAAAAAACAGACUAUUUAUUUCUAUAUUAUAGGCAUUUUUUUUCUUUUUGUGCUUUUAAUUUUUUUCUUUAUUCUGUGUUUUUACCAUUUUUUACUAUAUACAUACAUAUAGCUACAAAUAAAAGGGAGUUAAAAGGUACAUACAAAGAAAUUCCAUGUCUCGGUCUCUCUUGUGCAUAUCUCAUUUGAACAAGUAGGCAGGUGAUCAGCUGAAAUGACCAAUAGGUUAGUACCAGGAAAUGGCACAUAACAUGACAAGAACACACAUUUUUUCAAGUUUAAGAGUUUUUGUUAAAAGUAAAUUUUGCUGAUAUAAAAUAAAAUUCUUGUUUUAAAGUUUGGUGGUUAAUUUACUUUCAGGAAUAUAUUGGAUCGUAGUCGGAGAGAAAACAGCCUGACGCUCACCCAGCAAGGUUCUUUCCCAAAUUCUCCCAAUGGAUUGUCAAACCACUCUUCAUCUUCUCACCCGCUUGAAGGUGUAGAUAAAAAGUUUUUAGAAACCUAUGACAAUGUAAAGAAAAGCGGCUCCAUAGACGAUUCUAACCAGUAUUACUACGAUAAGGUAUUUGUUACUGAUUCUGGUGUGUUGUUUUCCAUUAACAAGACUUGGCUGUCUAUGGAAUCUAGUUCAUAUUAUUAUCUGCCUAUCUCAUUUCAAGGGUUGGCCUCAGGCAGCACCUCUAUUGACAUCAGUAGGCUGAACACACACAGUAAUUACUGAACACAUUACUGAACACACACAGUAAUUGACAAAACAAUGUACAGUAAUUCUUGCAAGCAGAACCUAAAAAGUGGUUUCCAACUAAUUGCAACAGGCAUUACAUAUUCACUGAACUUAAGGUAAAUGCGUACUGCUAAUGAGUUACUGAACAAAAGAUGCUAGAGUGCAAUGGAGACCCACCUGAAACUGAUGUAAAAUACGUUGUAUUAUGUCAAGGACAUCAUAUCCAUCAGGCCACCUAUUACUACCAAUAACAAAUUGUCCAUUGUAGUUUCCAUGCAUUUCUAGUUGUAAUGAUGGUCUUUUCAAAAUUCAACAACCUACUUAAAGUUUUUGGAAGUGUCAUAUAUUACAUAAAAGUUGACUGAAGUUAAUUUAAAAUGUAUGAAUGGUUGUAAAAAAAUAAUCACAUGCAUGUAAUUUGUAUUCCUAUUAAAUUAUGUUAAGUGGAUGCCCUAAGCACCAAAACCAUGACCACUGAAUGUAGUGGUUUUGAUGCAAAGAGACUGUCCCUGCUGUCUCUGAUCUCAAAUCACUGCCCAUUCCGUGAAAAAGGCAUUUUUAAAUGUGACAGUAGCUGUCACUCAGAAAGCCACUAGUGAUGCUUCCUAUUAUAGUCCUGCAAUCUUUGUAGGGCCUACAUUUGGCUUCCUUAAACUCUGCAUGAAGAUGCUGAGCGCUCCCUUAAGGGAUGCGUUGGUACAAUACAGAUUGGCGCAACACUGUGAUUUUCAAGCAGCCCCCUUCUGUCUAUGUGGGGAAGCAUUGGAUUGGCUGAGAUUAUCAGAAAUGGUGAUCUCACUAGGGGUUAUUUAUGGCAAGACCUGUGUGGUGUGAGAUCGAAGUUGAGUAACAAUUAUUUAGUUAAUGGAUACAAGUGGGACAUAUAUUUAAGUAGUGAGAACAUCUAACUUUAGACAAUGACCUAUUUGCAUUAAAGAACCACUCCUCUUGACAUUAAAGGCUAUACUUUUAGUAUACCUAUAUUAAUCCCUCCCUCCCCUAAGGCUGGAAUGAUUUGAAAGGUGAGUUAUACUUACCGUUCAGCUCUUGCUCCACUGGUCUCUGACUUGACAUUCCACUGCCUUAACUGAGAUUAUUAAGAUUAAUGAUCUCCGCCGAUUCAGUUGGUCCCCAUAGGGAAACAUUGGGAGGCUAGUGCACAUGCAUGGCAGGACACAACACUGUGCCAAUCAAAUGGUCUAUAAUUAGAUCACAUGACCGUUUCAUUCAGUUGUAGAAGCAGAAAUGCCAGACAGCCACUACAAACGUGUUAACCCUACAAUGUAUACAUUUUAACCCCUUAGUGACCGCAGACGUACAAGGUACAUCAGCCAAAAAACGGUCGUUAACGACCGCUGAUGUACCCUUUAUGUCCGCUGCCAAAAUGAGCACUGGAAGUGAUCGUGAUCGCUUCCAGCUGCUCUAAGUGUAGUACACGAUUCCUCAAUGUUGAGGCAUCCUGUAAUACCCACCCUCACUGCCGGGCACCCGAGUGAUCGCUCGCCCCAGAGCAAUUACUUCCGGGUUGACGUAUGUGGCACCCGGCAGGGCACCCAGCAGUGUAGUGCAGAGCAUCGGAAGCCUUUAGGCAGGCUUCCGAUGCUCUUCCUGUACUGAGUGCCGCCAGGGGUUGAGGCACUCAGUAAAUGUUGGGGAAAAAAAUUAACCCCUAACCUCCCCAUGUACUUACCGAUUUCCGCCGUUCCCCUGCCGGUUAUCCGUUCUUCUUCUGAGGGGGACUGUCUGGGCACAGCCACAGCCCAGACAGUCCCCCCUCUGCAAUUUAGGAUCCCCAGGGACCAUGUGACCGCUCUUAAAGAGCGGUCACAUGGCCACAAUAGAUGUCCAUAGUGCUGCCAGCAAGGGGACUGCCUGAACUGACAGGAAGACCCCCUACGGGUGAAAAAAUAAAAAGUUUAAAAAAAAGUAAAAACAUAAAGUGAAUAAAUUAACAUGCAUAUACAUAUAUUAUAUCUAUAUAUAAUAUGGAAAUAUAUCUUGUAUAUAACAUCAUAAUAAGUGUAUUUUUUUGUAUAAUAAUAUAAAAAUAAACUUAGAGUAAAAUUACACAUGUGUAUAUAUGUAAUAUAUAUAACAUAUAUAUAAUAAUAAUAAUAAUAUAAUAUAUAUAUGUCCCUGGUCCCAGCACUCAGUGCUCCCGGUCUUUUAAUGCUCCGGUGCUGUCUCCAACCAAACUGUAUACGAUACCAGUAGAGAGCACUCAGGAGUCUUUCAAGGUAAAUUUCAUCUGUUGCUUUAUUGAGCAAUUACAAAUUCACACAACGUUCCAGUCUAUAAAAGACUUUUUACAAGACAAUUGUGUAUGUGAGAUGGAUACCUUAUAUACAAAAAAUGCAAUGAUCCUAUUUGGAGGUGAACAGGUGAAAUGUAACAACGGAUCAGAGUGAUGUCAUUAAUUACGUAAACAUGUUUGAAUUAUGUAAUAAAUUGAAGUUAACCCUAUGUGUAACUGGUAUGUGAAACAUACUCUCGUGUAGAUAAGUCAGAAAGUAAUAAAAGAUAAAUAACUAUAAAAAUAAAGUAUAUACAAAUGUUUCAACCCUAAUCAAGGGAACAUAAAUACAUAGUACAUAUCGUCAUUAGCUAAAUAUUAACUCAGUUAUAUAGCAAAAUAUUGUCAGUGCAAUUUUGAAGCAUUAUAUGGACUACUUCCAUCAUGGAGUUACGGCAAAUAACUGUACUAUAUUAAUGCAUUCUGUAAAACAUAGCUCAAUCAUAUAUUAUCUUCUAGGUAAAAAAACAAUAUAAUGAGUUCUUCUCAUUUAAACCAGAUGGUGAUAAUGUUUCCAACGUGUAUAUCCAGAAAGCCUCAAAUCUGAGUAACAGGUUAUCACGAUCUCCUCCUCUGGGUGAGAUGGGUAUGUGAUCUAUUCCCAUAAAGCGAAGUGAGGACAUCUCAAAGUAUUUUAUAGACUGAAACAUCGACUGGAACGUUGUGUGAAUUUGUAAUUACUCAAUAAAGCAACAGAUGAAAUUUACCUUGAAAGACUCCUGAGUGCUCUCUACUGGUAUCGUGUGUGUGUGUGUGUGUGUAUAUAUAUAUUGUGUAUAUAGUGUAUACAUAUAAUUAUAAAAAUUAAAUAAUUAAUUAAAAAUAAUCUGUAAAAAUAUAUAUAUUUUUAUUCUAACUUUAUUUUGAUAUUAAUAUAUAUUUAUAUCAAAAUACACUCAGAUAUGUAAAUAAUUUCAUUCUAUGUAUAUCUCCUUAAUGACCGUGGAUGUACUGGAUACGUCCGACAAAAAACAGUCGUUAAUGACCGCGGAUGUACCUAGUAUGUCUACGGCAAAUAGGAGCCCUGGACUUACCUGGACCGGCGAUCACGGUUGGAGUGGACUGCUGGAGACCCCAGCAGUCCUCCUGCAGCAGCUCCGGCCACCCCGGCCCUCCAGGACCAUGUGAUCACCAUGAUCACAUCACCGCAAUAAGACUCUAGGUGCUGCCAGCAGGGGGACUGUCUAAGUUGUCAGGCAGUCCUCCAGGCUGCUAAAAAGUAAAAAAAAAAAAAAAUUUUUUACAUAUAUUAUAUAUUCUAAAAUAAUUAAAGCAUUUUAUAAUAUAUUAUAAUGAAAUCAGAAAAAUGCAUUAUAUAUGUAUAAGUGUACUUUGAGAGAGAUACAUAAUUGUUAGAUUCUAAUAAGAGUUAUAUUAUAAUACUAAAAAUCGGUAGUGGUGUGCCGGAACCGACGAGUGGUUAGGCCUGUAAUAAAGAGGGCCCACCUGAUAAAGGUGAUGCUAUUUAAAUAUUUACCAAAAGGGUGAGGAGGGAGGGCAACGCUGGAACUUGAGUGCAGGUAAGAGGAGGAGGUGUGGGCUUAAAUAGGCCAGACAACUCCUCCCAUAACUACAGGCUGACACCUAUAUUUGUGCUCGGAAACGAUAGCCAAUCGUGAAUUAGAUAACUGUUAGAUUCUAAUAAGUUAUAUUAUAAUACUAAAAGUCAGUAGUGGUGUGCUGAAGCUGCACCUAUGUGGAAUGAAUGACCGAAGUAAGAGGUUGGACUAAGCCCCAACCUAACUAGUAGGUACAGAACGAACUUGUGCGUUGUUAGUUGUUUACCGUGUAAUUCGAGUAGAGGUGAAUCUUUUGAUGAGCCUAUAAGUGUACUAGCGAGUGAGUCUAGAACCUUGACCAGGCACCAGGGUGAAUGUAUUGGAUAGUAGGGAAUCUCUACUGCAGGGCCCAUUUUACUAGUUUUGGUCUGUCUUAAUGUCAAGAUGUAGUAAUUGUUUGUUUUGACAAGGUUAUGUAUUUUUAGGUAAUUGCUGUCUGAGAAUUUUGAGAUGGUAAACUCGCUGGACCUCUCUGGACCUGGUGUCAUUUAGGUUUGAAAUGUCUCAGAAUUUAGAGCUAUUAAUUGGCAAUCGCUGUAGGUUUUGAGAGAAGUUUAACUUCUGUAUACACUUUAGAACACUCUUUAUGGGAUAAGCUGACAGGAAAGGUGAAUUAUUAGGGAAUGUGAUAAGCAUUUGGUGUUGAAUACCUGUGAGGUAUAACUUGAUGGUGGUGUGUGCUCGUUUUAAAGAAAUGUGGCAAAAGGUAGUGAAUGCGACCAAUGAUUCAAUAGAAAAGCAGUUUAUUAUAUGAAAGUCUCCCACAAAUUUGGAAAAUAACUUGAAAGCUCUGCGCUAGGAGAGCUUCUAAUCCAGGAUUAGUUCUUCGAAAAGAGGCGGCCUGAUCGCUUGUCUGUUUGCUGUGCGGUGAUACCAGAAAAAUUCCUGAAAUUCGAAGCAGGAUAAUGCAUCAGCAGCCACAUUUUGUACACCGGGAACAUGUGUGCAAGUAAUAAAAACUGAUGAGUAGCUGCAAGCCAGGUCAACCUCCUUUCCAUAAUAACCAAAGAUUGGGUGCAACCCUUGUUGAGAAUGUGACAAGCUGCCUGGUUAUCGAGAAAACAACUGACAGCUUGAGCUCUCCAGGAUACCCCCCAAGUGAAGGCUGCAACUACCACUGCGAAAAUUUCGAACACAGCCGAAGAGUCUGAAAAAUUGUGUAAUUGGUUGGUUUCUGGGGGCCAGGGUGCCUGGACCCACUCAUUCCCGAAGAUUGCAGCAUAACCUGCAGUACUGGCUGCAUCUGUACAGGUGACAGGGGAUUUAUCUGAGAUGAACAUAGACUUGCUGUUCCAUGAUGACAGAAAUAAUUGCUACAUAGAAAUGUCAGCUUUUGCUUGGGAGUCUAUGUCAAUAACGCUAUCAUCGUCAGGUAAACUGUACAGCAUGCAUAAUAGAUGAGAUAAAGGAUCUGCCUUCUAGAAUUAUCCUCAUGGCAAAAUUCAAGGUCCCUAAGAGUGAUUGCAACUGCGAGUGCAAACCCCUCUAUUUAAACAAGCAGAUAAACCUUCCAGAAUUCUGCUGACUUUCUCUUCAGGUAAGCUAGCUUCCAGGGAUUGAGAAUAGAGUACAAUCCCCAGGAAGGUGAUUUUUGUACCAGGCCCAUCAGUCUUAGCUUCAGAGAUUGGUACACCCAGAGUGUGAAAUAGAUUUACCAUCCAUGCUAGACUAACUGGGGUAAAGCAGAAGCCAGCACAAGAUUUCUGCAAAGAUAUCGAACAACAUAGGGCUACACAUAGCAAAAUAGUACUGGUUUUCCCACUUAAAUCCCUGCAGAUGCCACAGGGAGGGAUGGAUAAGUAACAGCUUGAAGGCAUUAGCUAUGUCAGUUUUACAUAACCAUGCUCCCCUGCCAACAUUGAUGAUGGUAGCAAUAGCAUCGUCCACUUUAGCGUACUGAAGGGAAAAAUCCUCAGAAGGGAUUAGUGAGUUUAGUCUAGGUGUGGUGGAGGAAUGAAGAGCCAAAAAGUCGAUUAUCAAGCGUAGUUUAUUCAAAAACUUUGCAGAAACGAUGCCCAGUGGGCUGAUUCUCCAGCUAGAGAAGGGAGGCAGAGUGAAAGGCCCAAUCAUGAAGCCUAGCUCGAAUUCUUUAGAGAUAGGUAACGACACGGCUUGUGGGUUAUUCAAGGCAGAUUAUAGAUUAGCACAUUCGAGUGACCCUGAGGGGAUUGUGACUAAUCCUGUGUGGAAUCCGUGAGUGAACCCUUCGGUGAGAAAUUGAAUUAGGUGAGGUGAAGGGUGCUGUGACAAACAGUGCUGCAAAGUGGUGAAGUUAACCAGUGAAAGUCAUUGCCUAUGGAACAAUCUAUUUGGGCACAUGGUUUUUGCAUGUGCCCGGAAACACAGGGAGCAAACAUGCAGCAAUCUGCAGGCGCUGUACCUGCAGCCACCGGCGUUAAAGUUGUUGCAAAUCUGAAAUUUGCCCAAAAAGACAAUGGGUCUCCCCAACUUGUUUUUUAGGUCCCGAUGAAUGGGACUAGCAGACUGGGGUACGGAGGUUUGGCUGGUGGAUGGGAGCUCAGUAUCGUUGGGGCACAGAUUUGUUGUGUGAGUAGACGACGAGCAAACUGCACAAGCUGGAACGUUUAGACAGGCAAAAUGCCUACAAAAUAGUUCCAUUUCAAGAGAACUCCAAUCAGUUUUAAUGCUAAACUGGGCAAGUGCCGCGGCUGCUUUUCCGGAAAAUGAAUUAUGAUAGUCAAAAAACGCGAAUCUGCCGUACUUAUGCCUGAGGUCGACCAGCUUGUGCAAGUACAAGUCGAACUCUUCACGUCUUUGGGGAAAAACGGAACAUAUUACAUCCCUAAACAACCCAAAAGCUAAAACAAACUCCAGGAUAGAACGUUUUUUGUUAAGCCUAGGGUUUCAUGCCUUCAUAACAACCGACAAGUCACCAAAUGAGUUAGACUUGUUGUCGAUGACAUCCUGUGACGCUUUGAGCAAGGACACCAGGUUGACAUCUUUGCCCUCCAAGAUGUCCUUUCUCAGCAUCAGAAGAACUAGAUGGGCUGGCGUGAUUAUGGUACUGGUGGAGACUGAGGGCUGGUUAGCAACCAUAAGAGCAUUACCCAGGAGGAACAGCAGCCGAGGAGGAAGUACCAGCAAUCGUAGCAACUUCCAUGACCCGAGCCUAGUAGCAAUGGUGUUAACGAAGGAAGUUAAAUUAGUAUUAAUGAAUACAGGUCAGCCAAACUGGGUUGAAAUAUCCCUUCAUGACUGGGACCAGAGGUUUGAGUCAUUCUGAGACCUUAACAAUCUGAACAGUUCAGCUUUCCUAGCCGUGGCUGGGUAGGCUAUAUGUUUCUUCUUUAAUUCGGCUGUGAUCUUCGGUAUAGUCCAUGAUCUUAAAGAACUAGGACUAGCUGAAUCCCCUUGCCUGGAGGGGGAAUCGUUCCUAGCCGGGGCACUAGGUAAAGAUAAGUUGUCGCCUUGAAUGGACUUGUUUGACACUGUAGAUAGGAAGAAUAGACAACGUGUAACAUAGUGUUAAUGAUCGGUGAAACAAAAAAUGGUGGACUGGUAGUAGCUAAUGCCAAGUGGUGAAUUUGUAUUACCAGGAGGUGAAUUUGGUUAUCCCUAACUAGGCACAGAGCAGCGAGAGAGGCUUUAACUAGGAAUUGGCACGUGGGUGUAAAUACCCUCUAGCGUAAUGCUGGGGAAAAAGCCUCAGGUGACCGAUAACCGAUAGACAAAAAAAGGUUGGGCGUGACAGGUGAGGCCCUGACUACACCUAGCUAGAGAAAAUGCCAGUCUAAGUUACCACGUUACUAUAGGGGUAUCUAAUUGAGUAAAUCGGUACCUUGGUCAAGUAACUGGACUUGUAUAUACGAGGUUGGAGCGGGAACAGGAGUAUCUACUCCUGAAACUAGAAUGACAGAUGGGGUAACGGGUAAACUAAUACCUGGGAGAAGACCUAUGAGCUAACCAGACCUAAUUAUAGCCAUAAAUGGAUAACCUAUAUUCCAUAAAAUAAACAGUUGAAAGAAUCGACACUUACUAACACGUCUUGUGGAAAAGUGACCUAUAGUGUUAGCCCCCAAGGGCGGCUACUGUGAAGACAAAUGAAGCAGUGAGUAAACGAAUAUGACAAGACCUAUAGACAAACAAGAUCUAAUAUACUCAAGCAAAUGACAUGUAUAUUAAUAAAAGUGUAAAAUUGAUAGCCACUUACUAGUAAGUCAAGUGGCAAGAAAGACCUAUAGAUUCAGGCUUGGAAAUCAAAACUCUGUGGAGACAGAACUAAAUCAACUACCAAAAUAAAAAGUGGAACUUUUUUUUUUUUUUAAAUAAGCAAAGCUUUAACCACAUACCAAUAGUUAAGAUGAAGAAACACUUGAAAAUUCUGAUUUGGCUAAGCAGCUUCAGGAAAUGUUGAACCUAAUGAGGCUGAAGUAACAGAAAUAAAAUACAUGAUACCCUUGAAUUUGACUGUAAAGUUGUAGGUGCUAAGACAGACCCCUUGACACCAAAUAUUCCUGACUGCAGAAACCAUACCUUAAUCAAGAAUUUUCUCCUAAUUCAUACAUAAAGCACAGUAUUUUUACCAAAAUAAUUACCUAGACAGGCCACAAGUUGGCGAUAACAGCUUAAAUAAAUUGCAAAUACCAAAUACGAAAAGCUGAAAUUCAGUCGAAAGAGGGGAAUGACAGCGAACGCCCUUACCCUUAAUUGUAAGACUGCUUUGAAAAAGCCAAACUGAAAGUGCCAAAGGCAGCACGAAAUAGCCAAAUACAGCGAACAGUGUUGCAUGCAUAUUUGGGGGAAGCUAAACCUGCUGAACCAAUCCUUCAGCAAAAUUAAAGUCAACACGCGGCAAGUUUGAAUGUGUAGACUAACUACACGUGGAGAACCCGGCGUGUAUGCGGUGGCAGGGGGUCUGUGGCUCGAUAGCUUGGUGCCGGGAGAACCCAUUGAGUAGGAAAGAGACCGGGAUACUGGUCCCGACGGCAUGCUGAGAGACACCAGUUAGGAAAACUCACUGUUAGUGAUCAGAGCUCGUGAAACCCGGCGUGUAUGCGGUGGCAGGGGGUCUGUGGCUCGAUAGCUUGGUGCCGGGAGAACCCAUUGAGUAGGAAAGAGACCGGGAUACUGGUCCCGACGGCAUGCUGAGAGACACCAGUUAGGAAAACUCACUGUUAGUGAUCAGAGCUUGUGAAACCGGCAGGCGCCUGGCAGCAGCAUCAGAACCUCCGUGGAGGCAAUCAGAACUUCCCACUGGCUUAUCCCGGAAGUGAAAGACUUAACGGCAAUGCUGGAACUAGAGUGCAGGUAAGAGGAUGAGUUCUUAAUCCUUUACAUAUAUAAAAUAUAAAUUGAAAGAAUUGUUUCUAUUUUUUUUUUUUUAAAUGAAUAAAAAUGUUAACUUUGGCCAGCAUUUAUGACUAAGUGGCUUCUACAAAAGGCUGGACUUAUACCCCAUUUUCAAUACCCUGGGUUGUCUACAUUUGAAAAUUGUAUGCCAUGAUGGGGUUAUUUCACAUUCCUGGGCUACCAUAUGGUCUCAAAAGGCAACACAGACCCAGCAAUCCAAUCUGGCAAACCCUAUAUUGAUCCUGUAACUUUCAAAAACACCAUAAAACCUGUACAUAGAGGUAUUGUUAUACUCUGGAGACUUCGCUGAACACAAAUAUGAGAGUUUAAAACAGUAAAACUUAUCACGAUUGUGAAGAAUUUCCCUGUAUUCUCUGCCUUCAUUCGACUAUUUCCUCUCCCUGCUACCUAAAUGACUUGGCAGCAUUAGUUUUUCUGUGCGUGUUCGGUAGAUUAUUCGUUUUACCGAGCAGAGACCACCCUGGGUAGCAAUUAGAACGUAGAACACCAUGUUGCAACACGAAACCACAAGGUAAUUGAGUGCUCCUAGUUGGUCGCCAUUCAGCAUACGAAGACAUGGUGAGAACAAAGGAUGGCGGCCAUCUUAAACUCCCGAACGAGGCCAGCGGGACCUGGUCGUCGAGUGCCUGGAACUGUUUUCGGCAUGGCACUCGCACGAACUCCUGGACUUUAUGGAAGUCCCGUCUGACCUAUUUCUCCUUACAGUACAAGACCGACGUUCGGGAGUUUCAAUCAACCGAACGAUGGGAGCAUUCUCAUAUAACCAGCUAUAUUCUACCUAUAGUGGUUUUCGUAUAAUUCUGCACAAACGGAGACCAGCUCUUACUACCAAUUUCAUGGAACUCUAAAUCGGAUACAACCGCAUGGCGAGCCGGUCAAACUUCUACACGAUGCGACACGGAAACUACCGAACGGAUUUUCGUGCAAUUUGGAUAUAUGUUAGUAUCCUCAGCUACCCAGGGAUGUGGUUUUUGUAUCGUUAUAUCAUGUAAAAAGUAUAUUUCUAAAAAUGUUGAAAAUUGUUAAUAUUUCUGGCCAGCAGAUAAUUGAGUUUAGUAUGUUGCUGAAACUCAAUUAUCUAUCCUGGCCCAGAGGAGGAGCUUGUACUGUAUAAAUUAAAUGCCUGUUGCUUCCAGUAAAUCAGUCUUGUUCCAGUAUUAAGCUUUGGCUUGUGUGGAUUAUUUGGUGAUACCAGCAAUAUUUAUUCCUGUGGAUUCUAGGUGAUACUCUGCUAUUGGGAAAAGGAAUACUAGACGGGGAUACCAGUCACUACCGUCACAACGAUUAUGAUAUCACCAGUAAAAGUGCAGUUUUUGUGUAAAAAAAUGCAAAAAACAAAUAAAAAUGCUAACUUUGGCCAGCGUUUGUGGCUAAGUGGCUACUACAAAAGACUGGGCAUACCCCAUUUUGAAUACCGUGGGUUUUCUACUUUUACAAAUGGUGUGCCAUGAUAGGGUUCAUUUUCAUUCCUGGGCUGCUAUAUGUUCUCAGAGGCAACAUAGGCCCAGCAAACCAAUCUGGCAAAUUUCAAUGUGCAAACAUGGAAAAGGAGAAAGCCCUACAUUUGACCCCUGUAAGUUUGCAAAAACUCAUAAAACCUGUACAUUGGGGGCUCUGUUGUACUUGGGAGAUAUUGAUGAACACAUAUUGGGGUGUUCUUUGGCAGUAAUGCAUAACGGGAAUCCAUGCCUAAAGUACAAUGUGAGUGAAAAAUAACACAAAAAAUUACUACCCAAAAGGUUGACAAAGACUGGUAGUAGAAUUAGUGGAUGGAAAGUGUUAAAAUACCACCAUUUGAAAUACCCUAGGUGUCUACUUUUCAAAAAUAUAUGGUUUGAUGGGGGUAAAUUACAAAAUAGGACAUGGGUGCAUGAUAACCAGCUGGGAAAAUUCCAAGUUGGAAAACUGGAAUGCACACCCUCCAAAUAAGGUCUUUUAGCCCCCGGACAACCUGACACACCUAUACAUGGGUGGUAUCACUGUACUCAGGAGAUGUUAUAAAUCGCAAUAAUAAUAAUAAUGUUGAACACAUAUUGGGGUGUUCUUUGGCAGCAACCCUUAAAGUUCUCCGUACAUGUAUUAUUAAUAGAUUGGUGGUAAAAUGGCUGCAUUAAAAGAGUCAAAAUGCCCCAAGUUUAAUACCUUAGGUUUUCUUCUUUUAAAAAAUAUAUACAUGUGAAGGGUUAUUCAGGGAUUCCUGACAUAUAUUCGUGUUAAAGUUUGCGUUAGAAAAAAAAUGGUUUGGAAAUAGCAAAGUGCUACUUGUACUUAUUGCCCUAUAACUUUCCCAAAAAAGCUAAGAACAUGUUAACAUUGGGUAUUUCUAAACUCAGGACAAAAUCUUUAAACGAUUUAGCAUGUGUGUUUUUUGGAGGUUGUAGAUGCGUAACAGAUUUUUGUGGUCAAAUUUUGGAAAAAGUGUGGUUUUUUUAUUUUUUUUUAUUCUUUUCAUAUUUUAUAAUUUCUUUUAUAGUAAAUUAUAUGAUAUAAUGAACAUAAUGGUAUCUUUAGAAAGACCAUUUAAUGGCGAGAAACACGGUAUAUAAUAUGUGUGGGUACAGUAAAUGAGUAAGAGGAAAAUUACAGCUAAACACAAACACCGAAGAAAUUUCAAAACUGCCCUGGAUGACUGGAUUCAUGCGCACAUAGAAAUGUUUAUGAUGGUAUUUACCGUCCUGACAGGAAUAGUUGUGCCCAUCUGCAACCAUGCGCCCGGAUACCUGAUAAACCCAGAAUGUCUAGGGACACCGGCCGCCGAGGAUCUAUGUCACUUUAUGGCCCCAUGGCCGCCCACAUUGAUAAUGAUGUCGGCAUGCGUGUGACGUCACGCGCAUGCACGUUUUGGGGUCAAAGGUCGGUUACAACCAAUCGGAUAAACAGGAGGGUUAUUUAAACUAAUUUUUACAUUCUCUCAUUGCCCUGUCGUGGUUUCUGCCUGAUGGUAAUCAGAGAGUGUGUUCCUGAUCUUGAUAUUUUGGUAUUUGACUUUUUGCAUUGUUCUGACUUCCUUGAUUUUUGGUAUCCUUGACUUUUGGUUUUCCCUCAUUGUUGUGUCCCAUUCUGUGUCCCUGACCUCGGCAAGUAUCCUGACUAUUCUUUGGUACGUUAAGUCCGGCCAUUCUAAGUCCCGGUAACAGGUUACCUUUUAGUCCUAGGUGUGAUACAAUUCUGCGUGCUGGAUCAAGGUCUGGUUACUAAAUGGUUAAAUUGCAGGGUUAAAAUUACAGGUCCACUAUACCCAAACCACUUUGUUGAAAUGAAGUUGUCUGGGCUUCUUUAGUGUUCCUUUAAGUCACAAUACGCAUAAAUUGUUCCUCUUGGCUUUUCUUAAAGAAAUUCAAUCAAGGUGAACAGAGCAGGGAAUCCCUCUACUCUAUGUUUGGGGAAAUUUCAGUAAGUGAGGAGUUAAGGGAUUCCCAGCUCUUGUGCGUUCGUCUAUGUUCGGGGAAAUGUCCCUGAACACAGACAUGUGCACUAAAGCGGGGAAUCCCUUAAUCUAUGUUCGGGGAAAUUUCCCCAAACAUAGAUUAGACGGAUUCCCUUCUCUGUUGUGUUUGUCUGUGUUCAGGGACAUUUCCCCCGAAGAUAGACGAACGCAGCAGAGGAGGGAAUCCCUUAAUUCCUCACUUACCGACCAAUUUGUUCUACGACCGGGUCGUGGAAACGGAACCCAGACAGUAAGUGAGGAGUGUUUGGAUCUUACCGUGUUUAAGUAAGUGUUUUAAAGCAUACAAAAACCAUAGUUUGAAAAUAAACUCAGACUACAGUAUGAACUGAAUGUCAGAAAACAUUUAAUGUUUUAAGCUUUCUUUUAAUAUAGAUCAGUAAUGUGAUAUAGUUUUAGUAAUGUCUCACGUGUAAUUAAUAGUAUUUCGUUUUAGUAUUCAUCUUUAUUAAAUCUUUGCACUUUACAGUAUAUUGAAAUAUAUUGAGAAACGUAGCAAAAUGAUUAUAAAUAAUAUAAUAGCAUGUAAAAUUGGAGAGAGAAUGCAGAGUCGUAAAGUGAAUUCUUGUCUUGUUACUGUGGGAAAUUUGCACUAUAGAGAAUAUCUUAUUACUCUAGCUGCUUUUCUAUCAAGGUUAAUGGGUUAUGCAAUGUAUUCAUGUGAAUUUGAAUUACAGAAUGUACCUUUUAAUGCAAAUUUUCACACAUAUCAAGUUGUGUUUUUUUUUUCUUUCUAAAAUUGAAGGGUCCAGUUUCCCUUUCUUUUUUCCUGCUGAACAUUUUCAGUAACUAGUGAUUUGUUAUGCCUUAAAAACAUAGCUACAAAGUAUUGGCCAAUAUAACAGAGUUGUAAAAAGCUCUAACUUGUCAAUUUUGGCCUGUGUGUGUGUUAUUUUAUUUUCUUGUUUUUUUUUUUUUUAAACUCCCCUUUCACUCAACAUGACUCUGUUUAGUAAAAAUCCAAAAUCCCACUCUUGGGAUACAGCAAAAGAUGCAGUCUAUAGUAGAUUGGGCGUAAUGCUUGUGAUUUACGCCCUUUCCAAGGUAUAUAAGUCACUGGAGAACCCACCAGGCUGGCCUAUCGUGGCAGUUAUUAACUGUGUUUGGUGUUGAUCUCAUUUUACUGUUGCAUCUGGGAUGCAAACAGGCAUGUUAAUUUGUAACAAAACCUUGCCUUGUAAGAGUGAUGUGAACGCAAGAAAAUAUUAUAUCCUUGCUUUUGUCAGUCUUUGUCCAAGAUACUAACUUUCACUGACCCAGCUGAAAAUACUAAUGGCCGAAUUGUGGCUUCAUAUGCAGUCUAAUGGCAGUGGUGUCAGACGUUUGAUGGGUGUCUUAAAAUAAUCAUACCAUACUAUAGAACAAGAAACGGUGUAGUUUUUAGCUAGCUUCCUCCAAAUACGUCCUGACCUCAAAAUACUAUUCUAUUUAUGUCAGAUGUUCCGUUAAAUGAUGUACUGAAAAACAAGUUUAUUGAUGGUGUAUACUGUAACUAUUUGAUUUUCUUAACAGAAUGAAUUUUCAAAUGGAGAUUUAUUAUUGGUCCGUAUUACACCAGAUGAAGAAGGAAAAUUUGGAUUCAACCUGAAGGUAAGGUGCAAUUUACUGUUGCUUUUUGUUGUAACUGUGCAUAAAUAAUUUCCUGAUAGUUUUCUGUUGGUAUUCACAAUGUAUUUGUAUAUUAUUGGUAUUUAACUUGUAUAAUAAUUACAAAUUAAAUGUUCCACACUGCAGACAUCAUGGGGAAUUUUAGGAAGUUAAGUACAUUUUGUUUACAUAUAGAUACAAUAGUAAAAACUAAAAGUAAAAAGUAAAAUAAAAAAACAAACUCUGUAAAAUAUUUAUCGCUUUCAAUUACUUUGCAGGGAGGUGUUGAUCAGAAAAUGCAGUUAGUGGUAUCCAGGAUAACUCCAGGUUCCCCGGUAAGUCUUACUUUGCCCUUGUGUUCUCUAUAAACCUACAGUAUACAGCAUACAUACGUCUUGUAUAGAGUGAGUCAAAGGCUAUAAACCACCCAAAAUCAUGUAUGACCAUUAAUUUUAGAUUAAUUUCAUCAUUCCCAUUAUGUAAUAGACCAAUGGGUGUACUUCUGAUGAAUGUUAUCUUAGUGGUCAUCUUGAAUACAUUGUCUUACAGAUAACUGGAUGGGUCCUGAUCUUCGACUCAUCUUCUAUGGUUAGAAUUGCUAUGUUUCUACUAACUACAGUAUUGAAUUGUGUAACUCCAUCUCAUUCCCUUUGAUAAGUAUCCAUAUAACUUCUUACUUUACAAUGAAGAGAGAUCACUGGACAUUACAUUCCUGUGGUUUCUUACAUGAUACUCCCACACUGCAAACUCUUUGCCCCAUGCUGACAGAAUACACAAUUUUAGAAUAAAACAAGUUUAAAUUGUCUCAAACAUUCUAGCACACAAGUAACAGGGUUUACAUUUUUAUAUCUGCAAUGCAUGGCAUAUUAUUAUUAUUUAUUUAUUUUUUGUGUGUGUUUGUACCAAUAAUACCCCUCUGGAAAAACAAUGAAUCAUCUACAAGUAAAGUUAACAAUGGUACCUCUUUUUUUAAUAAGUUCAUACAAAGACCUACCCCCAUUAACAAAAAAAUCCCUGAAAGUCAAAUAUUUACAUACAAUUUCCAAGACUUAAUAGUACAUAACUGUUUAAAAAUCAGAAUGAAUCAGAAACAAUGGACUUAAAUUAGAUUUAAUAUAUCUUGUACAGUGAGGGGGAAAAAAGUAUUUCAUCCCCUGCUGAUUUUGAAUGUUUGUCCACUGACAAAGAAAUGAUUGGACUAUAAUUUUAAUGGUAGGUGUAUUUUAACAGUGAGAGACAGAAUAACAAACAAAAAAUCCAGACACAUGCAUGUCAGAAAAGUUAUUCAUUGAUUUGCAUGUCAAUGAGUGAAAUAAGUAUUUGACCCCUUCGACUUAGUACCCCUUCGAUAUAUGUUUCCUUUCUUCCCUUUUUUGUAAUACAUUGUAGAAAUAAGGAAAUUUGGCCAUAAGAAGGCCUCUUAAGAGAGAAAUGUGCUCUCUUCCUGCAUUAUAAUGCCAAUAAUAGCUGUACCGUUUAGUUUCCUUCACUUAUAAGACGUUUUUUUAGCUUUACAAUAUUACUUUGCCAGUUUGUUUACCCUUUAAGCACAGACUAGGGACAUUUAGUGGCAAUGAGAUAGAUACUAUUUAUUUAGUGGAUAGGACCCUCGAAGACCCGAUAGGGCAUUGUUAGAUAAUGUUUACUUAUUGAUAAUUAAUUGGGGACUGAGUCUCUCUUUCUCUUUAGUAAAUAUCCACUAUUUAUCUCUAUUAUUACAUUUAUAAAGUGUUGCACUGUUUCCCUGAUUUUUCCGGUGGUGUAAAGUUUGUCUCCUUGAAAUUCUAUAAUUGAGAUAUUUUAAAUACUCAUAAUAGUAGACUUUUAAUAAACAGCAACAAUUUAAAUGACACUUUUUCUUGUAAACUUGUUGCACAAAAUGAUUUGGAUAAUUGCUUUGUUUUUAUCUUGCAUCUUGUCAUUUUAUCUUAACGUUGUUUCAUUCUAUACUUCUGACACACUUCUAAUGGGAGACUAUUAGUUUCACACUAGUCUGGAACUGGGUAAAGCCUAAUACUAAUAUUUCUAUUGCUAUCGAAGUGCCGAAUUUCAUAAUUUAUUUAGUUGUUUAAAUUAAUUUUCAAAGACAGACUAAUAAAAGCUAAAUUUAAAAUACACACACACGCCACACACCACUCACCACACAAACACACACACACACACUCUCUCUCUCUCUCUAUCUCUCUCUCUCUUCUAGGAAAUAGCUUUGUUCUGUCGAAUGUGGAUAAUCCAUUAGAAAUCCAUAUAAAUAAAAAAUAAAGAAAAUAAACUGUUUUUAAAAUACACUUUUAAAUUGUAAAUAUUUAUCAAAGAUAAGAAAAUAAAAAGGCAAAAAAAUGAGGCAGAGAUUUUUUUUUUUAAAUUAAUAGUAGCCAUCCCAUAAACCCCUCACAACAACACAAACCGCUUCUGCCAACUUUACCACCAACAUAUAUUAUAAUAAAAAUUUAAAAAGAAAGAGAUCAUUUUUUUUCAAGGAAAUAGAAAGAAACCUCCUAAGCCAACUCGGUGCAUUGCUUAUACUGAUCUAGUGUAUACAAAUGCCUCCAUUAAAUGUAUCUCCUUAUUAUAGUUGAAACAUUCCUCAAUGUGGGUGUACUAGUUGUCUUUCAAUUCAGAGAUGUGUAUACAUUUUUCAUUUUUUCUAGAUAACAAAUCUACAUUAUGAUCUAUAAUAUAUAUUUAUAACUGUAUGAGGAUAUAAGCAUAUACUCUCAUCUUCUCUUACUGUCGUGUGUCUAUUUGCAUGAUCACAUUAUUCUAGAAAUAAAUAUAUGUAAUAUUAAUGGUAUUAUUGGUGAAUAAACAUUCUGGAGCCUGUUUGUUGAUCAUGAAAACUCACAGUAUCUGUGGGAGUAGAAAUGUGUUCAGAAAGAGGACUUGUGCUUAGAAGGAAGGAUGUUCGAAUACUAUGAGCAAUUUUAGUGAGCCAAUCUUUUAAAAAUGGUGACUUACAGGGUUAUUUAUUAAAGUGAGAAUUUAAAGCAAAUUUCACAUUUAAGGCUAAGUUAACCAAACUGACAACAUAGCUGACUUAGAAUAUUUUUCCAGUUGACCUUAAAUUUGAAAUUCAUUUAGAAUUCUCACUUUAGUGAAUAUUCGUGUUCUGUAGAUACAUUAUACUAAACAAAGUUUUUUAGAAAAAUAUGGGCAAAAGGGUGGAGAGUUCUUCUAAAUGUUGUACAGGCAUGGGAGAAUAGACGAGAGAAUGAAGAUAAAAAUAUCAUAACAUAAUAACAUGAUUAUUUUUUUGUGUUUAAAUAGGCGGACAAAUGCAACCCUAAACUUAUUGAAGGCGAUCAGAUUGUGCUGAUCAAUGGUCGUGAUAUAUCAGAGCACACGCAUGACCAAGUUGUAAUGUUCAUAAAAGCCAGUCGAGAAUCUCAUACACGGGAACUUGCACUGCUGGUUAGGCGGAAAGGUAAGCAUUGCAAUUUUGGAGCUUUUGUAAAAUGGGUUAAAGCAAAGCAAGACACACAAUUUUGUAAUUCUGGUAUACACUGUGAGUAUUAUUUCCUUGAAACUGCUCAGCAGUUUGGCAGCUGAGUAAACACUAUAUGGUUAAAAGUAUUGGGAUACCUGAUUAUUAUACCAACAGGGACUUUUUAUCAUUACAUUCUUGCAUUCAUUGCAUUAGUAUGUAGUUGGUCUCAUCUUUGCAGCUAACAGCUUCCACUCGAGAUUUUUCUUUGGGAAUCUUUGCCAAUUCAUACAGUAAAGCAUGUAUAAGGUCAGGCACUGAUGUUGGAUGAAAAGACCUGGCUUGCAAUUUCUAUUCAAGUUCAUACCACAGUUGCUCGAUGGGAUUCAAGUUAGGGCUUUGUAAGGGCAAGUCAAGUUCUUCCACAUCAAACUCCUCAAACCAUGUCUUUAUGGCUUUGUGCACUUGGGCUUUGUGCACUUCCCCAAUCUAUUCUCACAAAGUUGGAAGCAUAACAUUGUCCAAAAUGUCUUGGUAUGCUGAAGCAGAAACAGAUAUUAAGAUAUCCAUUCAUUGGAAGUAAUGGUCCUAGACUAACCCCUGACAAACAGCCAUAUACCAUUAUCCUUCCCCUACCAAAUUUUACAGUUGGCACAAUGCAGUCAGGCAGUUAACAUUCUCCUGGCAUGCACCAAACCCAGACUCACCCAUCAGACUGCCAUACAGACAGGGGUGUAUUUACUCAGAGGAAAACAAGGCAUUUGCCUUGGGCUGCACUUUUUUUGGGGGGGGGGGCAAAAAAGCCACACCCCCAAUCACCCUGGCAAAUGCCUUGCCAGCCUCUUAUCCUGGCGGUAUACAUACAAAAAGAAGUUAGGUGGUUAGGUGUGGCUGGUUUUUCAAGUAUUUUGUCACUGUAGGAAACAAAUAAACAUGGCCGAAGCCUAGUGCAAUACAGUAUGGUCUAAUACAUAGACAAAUAUAUGAUUCUAGUGAUGUAGUACUCACAAAGAUGGAGCCAAUAUGAGAGGCUCACAACAAGUGCAGAUAGGGAUGUUGGAAGGGACCCCAUUCCUUUUUGAUGCUUUAGGAGUCUUCUUGUUCGCCCAAUAACUUCACUGAAUAUAGGCUCCAAUAUCAGGAAAUUCGUUAUUGGCAUGAAGCAAAAAAAAAGUAUAAAACAAAAAAUGAAAAGAAAUAAAUAAUAAAGUAAGAUAAAAAUAGUAGAAAUGGGUACAAUGAAUAAAGUCCAAAUAGUAUAUAAAAACUUGCUAGACGCGUUUCGUCCAGGCCCGGACUGGCCAUCGGGCACACCGGGCAAAUGCCCGGUGGGCCGCGGUGGCCAUGGGCCGAGGCCGGCAGGGGAGGUCCCAGGAUCUCCCCUGCCGGUCUAUGCAGGGCCGGCACUCUCCUAGCGCCGGCCCCGCUGUUUGUCACGACGGGCCGGUGGGGAGAUCAAGGAUCUCCCUGACCGGCCCACAUGCGGCCGCCGGCGGGGAGGGAGGGAGGGAGGGAGCCAGCCAGCCAGCCAGGCUGGAGAGAGGACCCGGCGGAGCACUAACUUGCAGCUCCGCCGGGUUCCUCUCGCGAGAUCCGGCGCGUUGCCAUGGCAACAACCGGAUCUCGCGAGAGUGAACUCUAGCCUCACAGGCUAGAGUUCACUCACCCACGAGGACCACCAGGGAACACCGCGUGCCGGACCCCCCCUCCCAGUCCCAGCGUGCCGGUCCCCCCCCUCCCUUCCAGGCUAAAGGUAAGAAGGGGGGGGAGGGGGAAUAAUGCCUGUUUUUUUUAUUUUUUUAUUUACCCCCCCCUACACACACACACACAAUAACAUUUAUACAGCACUCUCACACCCAUCACACACAGCACUCUCUCCCACAGCACUCUCACCCAUCACACACAGCACUCUCACACACAUUACACACAGCACUCUCACACACAGCACUCUCACCCAUCACACACAGCACUCUCACCCAUCACACACAGCACUCUCACACACAUUACACACAGCACUCUCUCACACAGCACUCUCACACCCAUCACACACAGCACUCUCUCACACAGCACUCUCACACCCAUCACACACAGCACUAUCACACACAGCACUAUCACACACAGCACUAUCACACACAGCACUAUCACACACAGCACUCACACCCAGCACUCUCUUACCCAUCACACACAGCACUCUCACACCCAGCACUCUCACACCAUCACACACAGCGCACUCUCACAGAGCACUCACACACACACAGCACUCUCACACCCAUCACACACAGCACUCUCACAGAGCACUCUCUCACACCCAUCUCACACAGCACUCUCACACCCAUCACUCACACACGGCACUCUCACACACAUCACACACACACACGGCACUCUCACACACAUCGCACCCUCACACACACACAUACACCGCACCCUCACACACACACAGAACCCCCCCAACACACUGCACCACACACAUACACAAUACUUCCAAAUAUAUAAAUAUAUAUAUAUAUACAUACACACACACACACACACACACACACACACACACACACAUACAUACAUACAUAUACAUACACACACUACACUCUUAAAGGACCACUCUAGCCACCCAGACCACUUCAGCUUAAUGAAGUGGUCUUGGUGCCAGGUCCUUCUAGGGUUAACCCAUUGUUUUAUAAACAUAGCAGUUUCAGAGAAACUGCUAUGUUUAUCAAUGGGUUAAGCCUUCCCCCAAAGCCUCUAGCAGCUGUCUCAUUGACAGCCGCUAGAGGUGCUUGCGUGCUUUUCACUGUGAAAAUCACAGUGAGAGCACGCAAGCGUCCAUAGGAAAGCAUUAUAAAUGCUUUCCUAUGCGACCGGCUGAAUGCGCGCGCAGCUCUUGCCGCGCGUGCGCAUUCAGCCGACGGGCGGAUCGGAGGAGAGCUCCCCGCCCGGCGCUGGAAAAAGGUAAGUUUUAACCCCUUUCCAGAGCCGGGCGGGAGGGGGUCCCUGAGCCACAUAUGCAUCACAUUACACCACAAACACAACACGACUAAAACCGACCUUAUUACACAAUACCACACCACGACCAGCUCACUCUACACACACCGCAAUACCACAAGCAGGCUCCAAACACAUGCACAAUACUCUGUCCUGGCCUUUUGUCUCCUGGUAUCCAUUUAUAGAGACACCAGAGACAAGUUGCAAGGAAACACAGUGCAAGCAUGUUAUUAAAUUUGCUUGCACUGUGCAGAACAAAUACAGGACUUUUUUCUCAUGCUAGAGCUCUUCAGCAGAGCUCUGCGCAUGGUCUGCCCUGGAAGAGCAUUGAACCAACAUGCUCACUUUGAGAGGAGGCGUGUUUGUCAUUGGUGAUGACAAAACACACCUCCUCUGCCCCGCCCCCUUUUUAGUGGGCCGCUGUGUUAAAAAAAUGCCCGGGCCGAAUUUUUCUCCCAGUCCGGCCCUGGUUUCGUCUGUUAAAAAAGCUUUGUUGAGACCUGCAGUGGUUAUGGUACUGCGGUCUUCUAUUCCUUUCCCAAUAGCUGAGCAUAAGUGAAUAUAACUGCAGUUAGGAGGUAGAGGAAUAGAGUAGAUAAAUGCAGCUUCCAAGAUGAUUCUCCCCAGCAAGUAAAAUAUUUCCCAAGCAUGAGCCUAGACUUCAUAAAUGUGUAACAGGAAUAACUUUUAUUGAUGCCACACUGGCUUUUAUGAGAAUCCUCCCUCAAGAGGACCUCCCACAGUAAACAAAGACAAUAACCAAUCAGCAUACAGAUUUACAGUAACAACCGCCCUCUCUCUGCCUGGGAGAGAUUGAGAUAAGUUAAGGAAUAACCCAAUUAUCUCCAGGCAGAGGGCACACAAUUUCCCCAAAAAUUAGAACACCCCUUUACACACAAGGUAUCCCCACAAAUUACAUAUCCCCUGAUAGCCCUGAUCUGGGGGACCAACAUAUUCAAAUUUCACCCAGAUCGGUUCAGGGGUUCUCAAAAAGUAUGGAAGUCAUAAGUUACCGACCAGACAUGAGGCUACUUCCCAAAACAGUUCUACGAAUUCGGCGUGUGCGGUCGGUCAAUUCAGUAAAUGGCAUAAAAACAAAUAAAGUCCCGAAUGGAUCCUCCUGGCUCAUAGCAGCGAUUGCUCCCCUUGUUCGUAUGAACCAAACUACCGAAUGGCGCUCUCCUGGCUGUUUGGCAACUAAAGGAAGCGGUGGUUUGGGAGGUCGAGUGUCCGAUUUUAGUUCCAGACACUCGACGACCAAGGCCACCGUUUUCUGUUCCACGUGGCAUUUGGCUAUACGAAUGGCGGCCGCCCAGAGAGUGGUUCUUUUUGAAGUUAAUGAGCCAGGAGGGUGGUCGGUGUUCGGUAGUUUUAAACUGCCAAACCAAUAAAUCCAAAAUGAACGAAAUGUUGCAGAAAAGCACGAACACAGAAGAAAAUGCCGAAACUCAGUCUAUUUUCUUCACAGGCGUCUUCAGUUGCUUGUAGAUCUUUUCCAGCGUUUGGUUUUUUUUGUAUGCCUCUCACUGAUUGCUCAUUGUGGUCACCUGAUGUUGCCGACCGGUUCCGUCUCUUUUUGAUGACGCAGAUCUUCGCGUCUCUUCCUGAUGACGUUGGUACAUUCAGUCCGUAUUUGGAACGCAUUCUUGCGUUUCACAGUCCAAAUAAACUUUAUUGUUCUUAACAAUAUUGUAUAUUUCAUAUAUGAAUAUCGGAGAAAGGAAAAAAAGGAGAUCAUUAUAUUGUUUUUUUUUUUUACUAUUUAUAAUAGAAAUCUCAAAACAUGCAGAAAGCGUUAAGUAUAAGAGUACAUAAGACUUAUACAAGUGUUUCAGUAAUUGUACAUAUUUUUAAUGCAUAAAACCAAUAGAUCAUUACAUUAUAUAUUAAAGGUACACAAAGUGUCAUGCUCUAUAUUGCAUAAAGUGCUUAAUAUAUUUAAAAGCUGUAGUGAAAGUGUAUAAGGUGUCAAACUCUAUAUUUAAAAGGUGCUUAAUAUAUUGAAAAGCUGUAAUAAUGCUCCUAAUGUUUAAGUCAGUUUAAUAGAUCAUUAAAAAUUACCAUCUGAACUUUGUGGGUUACACAGCAGGACUUUGUAUUUAUUUUGAAUCUUAUCCUGGGGGGCCCAGGAGCUGGCCGGGUGGCCACCUCAGGGCCCCCCUGGCUGGCAGCGGUGGAACUUUCCGGGCAGGUGGCGAGGGAGCACUAAUCCUCCUGUUCAGCUCCCUUGCGCCCACCGCAGUGAUGCCGGAGUAUGACAUCAUUCCAGCCCCAGCAUCACUACACAGCGUGCGAGGGAGCUGAACAGGAGGAUCACUGAUCCCUCACCGCCUGAAGUCACCGGCCGGCCAGCAGCCCCACUGGACCUCAGGGACAGUGAUAAUACACCCCAGCAUUCCCAAAGGUAGGGAGGCUGGGAGGAUUGCAUUUUUUUUUAAAAAUGUGAGUGUGUUAGUGUGUGUGUGGGUCUGUAAGUGAGUGUGUGUGUGUGUUUGUCUGUUAGUGUGUGUGUUUGUCAUCUGUUAGGGAGUGUGUUACUAUGUGUGUGUCUGUUAGUGUGUGUGUCUGUCGUCUGUUAGGGAGUGUGUUACUAUGUGUGUGUCUGUUAGUGUGUGUGUCUGUCAUCUGUUAGGGAGUGUGUUACUAUGUGUGUGUCUGUUAGUAAGUGUGUAUGUUAGUGUGUUUGUAUGCAUGUCUGUUAGUGAGAGUGUAUGCGUGUCUGUCUCUGUUAGUGAGUGUGUUAGUAUGUGUGUCUGUUAGUGAGAGUGUAUGCGUGUCUGUUAGUGAGUGUGUAUGUCUGUUAGCUAGUGUAUGUGUGUCUGUCUGUGAAAGUGUGUGUCUGACACUGAGUGUAUAUGUGUCUGUCAGUAAGUGUGUAUGUGUAUUUAGAAGAGCGGGAGGGGGAGGAGUGCAUGCGUUUUGUCAUGCCUAGGGCAUACACCACUGCAUACAGAGAAGUGUGAUUAGUUGCUCCAGAGUUCAGUGGUGACAUGCUUUACACCACUCAAUCGAUGCUUGGCAUUGUACUUGGUGAUGUGAGGCUUGCAUGCAGCUACUUGGCCAUGGAAACCCAAACUCUUCCAGUUUUCAAUGAUAACACUUACAGUUGACUGUGGAAUAUUAGGGAUGCAGGGAUGAAAUUUCGCAAACUGACUCAUUGCAAAAGGUGGCAUCCUAUCACAGUAUCACGCUUAAAGUCACAGAGCUCUCCAUUUUUCACAAAUGUUUCUGAAUGCAGACUGCAUGGCUACGCACCUAAUUUUAUACACCUGUGGCAAAGGGUCUGAUUAAAACACCUGUAUUCAAUAAUUAAGAGGUGUAUCUCAAUAAGUUUGUCCAUAUAGUGUAUGUUGCAUGCUGGAUAACGUAACCAUCAGUUCAGUAUCUUGCUUCAUAUCAUAACUCUAUAACUGGAAUACUGUGUAGAGUAAACAUAGAAGCAUAGAAUGUGACGGCAGAUAAGAACUAUUCGGCCCAUCUAGUCUGCCCAAUUUUCUAAAUACUUUCAUUAGUGUUGUGGUCGUGACCUAAAUAUGAAUAUUAAUCUCUUAAUACAUAAUAAUUAAGCAAUACGGAACAACAUUAAUAUUUUUAUAAUUCAUGGUAUUAUGGUCGAAUAUGUGGAUAGAAAAUACACAAAACGUUGUAAUAUUAAAUGUAUAUUUAAUAUAACUAUAACAAAUAAACAUAUGCUAGCAGAAUGUCAAUUUACUACAAUAAUGAUUAUAUAACUAUAAUAAAUAAACAGAUGCUAGCAGAAUGUCAAUUUACUACAAUAAUGAUAAUACAAAACUACAACAUAUUACUUACAAAAGGUUGCUACAUGUUACACAACAUUUUACUUACAAGGCCCCAGCCCUUUGGCUGGGGUUAAGUCAGAGCUGGUACUACAUCUUAGGUUCAGUCAGGUACAGGCAAAGAGACAGAGUUUUCUCCUCCAUCUGGUUUUAUUCAGUGUAAGUAGGCUGGCCUGUGAUGUCACUGCCAGAAGCACAUGUCUUCCUACACACUCCCCCUAGUGGUGCCCCCAAAGCAUUACACUAAAUAUGCUUUCUUUAUGAUGAAAAGUCAUUAAUUAAUAAAUACCAUUACAAACCACCCUUUGACUUAUGUCAUAAAACAAGCAUUUAUAAAACCAGUACAUUUUGAAUCUUCCCCAUUUUAACACUACCUGCCCUACAACAAAACCCACCUUUUGAAGAACGAUACCCAUUUACCCAUUAAUUAUUACCCAUUAACAUUUUAUUGCUUAUAUAAAUGUUCACCAUUGAGCACAUGCAUUACCAGUUGGGAAAUAGGCACAUACCCACCCUUAUAAUAAUGAACAACUCAAACCAUGUUUUAUUAGAUUAACCAAUGAUAUUGUGUUCAUGUGAGGAUGUGUUUUGGAGCUUAAUAUAGUAUUAGACACCACAAACUCAUAACACCUAUGAAUCAUUGCAUAGACCGACUCGAUUUCUGUAGCCUUUGGCUGGUCUGUGUGCCUGGAAUUUUCACAAACAUUAGUCCUGGAAACUGGAUACUCUAUUCUUCGACAGUCUCAUAGAACAUACGCAUGGAGACAGGGAUGAAUGAAACAGUUCGUGUGAUCGAGGACUUUUGUGUGUUUGUGGUCACAUUGUUUUGUUUUUUUCUUUCUUUAUUCCAUUAACCACCUUGACGUAACAGUUUCCUGCUCCUGAUGCAUUUUGUUCCGACUCUCACCACUCUUAGCUGCAAUAUUUUUUCUCCUUACAGCAACAGUUGAGCAUAGUGUCCAGUGCUGCUUCUUCUUCUUCUGCUUAAAAUAUCCUUGCUUGAAAGUUCUUGAAUGAAAACACAGGCAAUGACGAACACAAACAUAAAUAAUAACUGUGCCAAUCAUCACAAGUACCAUUUGAUUGUGGUGUCUUAACCAUAUUUUUUCCUAUGGCGUUUGGAUAAAUACCUACACACCUCUCUUCACAUCCAGCACACUCCUGAUUCACAGAUAAACACAAUAUCACUGCUGUAUCUACCAAUUUAACCCAAACACUCGUUAUUACUGUUGCAUUUACCAAUUUAAUCUAAACAUUAACCAAAACAAUUACAUUCCUAUUUACCACCCUUCUAUUUAAACAUGUAUAGAUAACCCAAAAUGCCUACUUUCUCUUAUCCCUCUUAUCAUUCUUCCGUUUUUGUUUUGUUUUUUUUUAACUGCAACCACUCAUGCACUUUACACAGACACAAAUCAAGCACCUACUGGACAAUGGGGUUCCCUCGUUAGAGCCCUCCCACCCCAGUUUGGUUUACACAAAAAUACCCCCUGGUCCCUAUUGGUCAAUUCCCCCCUUUCCCAGGCAAGCAUACAUACAACAAUAAUACAUAAGGGUUUCAAUUGCAAUACAAUCACUAGAAAUAAGAGAAUAGUAUGCACAAAAUCAUAGCAUAGACAUGUUAAAUAGACAAUAAAAUAAAACAUUCAAUAGCUCAUCAAAGGUCAACAUUUAAACACUGGUCUCCAUCUGAUAUUCUAUCUGUGUUCCAAUGUCCACCUCUGGUUUCUGCUACAUCUGAAAAGGUUAGGAAACAGAUCAGGAUUACUUUCCUAGUCACUUAUAGCGUAUACUGCAAAUAUUUUACUUAGUAUAUAUAUAUAUAUAUAUAUAUAUAUACACACACACACACACACAUACAUACAUACAUACAUACAUAUAUAUAUAUAUACACAUACAUACACACACACAGACAUGUAAACACAUUCCUUCAGCUUUUCAUUUUAUAAACAAUUUUUUUCAACAAGAUAACUUUCUUAAUUUUUUUUUUUUUUUUUUACAAGGCUCUUAAAAAACAAUAAGCUAAUAGCUGCUUUCUGCAUCUUCUCUGCAAUUCAGGAAACACAUUUCUAGCCAACCUAAACAUGUUUAAUAACUCUCCACCCUUUGGUUAAAUUAUAGAGGAGUGAACCACAACACCUCUUCCGCCUCUGAAAGGAUAUAGGUCAAUAUGUCUCAAAGUUCAACACUUCUGACAGCUAUGAGUGACUCCCUAUUAAUUUCUAGCCUUUCCACGGACAUGCUUGCACCUCGCGGCUAAGGGCCUGCACAACUAACCACCCUGUGAUGGCAGUGGCUUUCCGCAUGGGGGUGACCGCCCCCGCAAAAUUAUAGAGGAGCAAACAUACAGCAGCCUCUUUUCCGGCUCGAUUAAAGGUUCUGGGACAAUAUGUCUGCAAUUUAACCAGUACACUCACGUAUCACUUAUUGUAUAUUUCCUGGUCUCUCAGGAAUUUCUAUUAAAUAGCGUAUCCCCUUCCCAGGGCAAUAUACAACAAAAACUAGUCACCAAGGGUCUCUAUGGUCAUGAUAGGCCGCCCUACCACUAGUGUAAUACGCCCUUUUUUAAAAUAUAUUUCCUGGUCUCUCAGAGAUUUUGCCUAUCCCUUUCCCAGAGCAAUAUAUAUAAACAAUUACAAAUAAGUUACAAAACGCUACUUAUAAGUAAUAAAGGGUUUCAAAUAAUAAUACAGGAUAGAACUGCACAACAACUAUUGGGUAUGCUCCCCCUUAUCCGGACAUGUUUAAAUACCCCCUAGCUCAGGUUCCCCACUCGCUACUGUAACUAAAAUCACAGCCCUUGUUAUGGAGGUUCACCCGCUAGGCAGAUACACCCUAAGUCAAAGCAUGGAAAUAUUAAAAUCAGUUAUAGAUGGCUUCUAAAAUAAUAUAAAUCUUAAUCUGAGCCCCUACACUUACUUUGUUAAAAAUGCUAACUUGUUAAAAUAUUCAGACUAAAUAGGACAAAGGAAUUAUUUUACCAUUUUUUCAGUUAAUUUGUUACCAGUUCCUGCAUAUGUCCAGUAAUUCCUUAGUCCUGGAUAAUAAAGCUGAAAAACACUCCACAAAUUGAUUAGUUUAGGCAAUUACAUUUACAAAACAAUGCAGUUUAUUUUUUCUCAUACAGGCAAGACUACCCACCCCCAACAAGGACAAAUUCUCCCCCAGCUGUAGCUGAAAAGCAUGGUCACACAGCUGUUAAAAAGGUGGUCUCUCCUUCAUGAGUCAAAAUCAUAUAUAUAUUUAUACUAAAAUUCUGUGUAUACGCACACAUAAAUCUAUUAUUCACUGAAUCUGCUUUACUAAACAUAUCUUUUUCUUAACUACUAAUUUACUAGACAAAUCCAUGAAUGCCAAACAAAUGUAAAUUAGUACACAAACAGGGUCAAAUUUUGCAAUAAAACCUGGUGAACUAGUUUAGUGAAAAGUCUUUUCCUAUGCAAAUGGUAGCAAACAAUAAAACUAGGCCUCAACUCAUUCACAUCAUGUGGUCAAUGGUGGAUUAAAAUCCACAUGGUCAGACAAAAGGUAAAGUAUAUAUAAGUUUUCUCCUAUAUACAAAUGACCAAAGAUUGGUAACAAGCAACACAAUAAUUCAUCACUAUGUUCUACAACAAGAUACCUUAAAAACAAAUAUCUAAUCCCUAUCUGCUAUCUGCAUUCAUUCCAUUAAAACCAAAUCAUCAUUCAUUUAUUCAUUUGUAUACAGACAGACAAUUUACUGUAUUAUUUAAGCAAAAUGCAUAACAUUUAUAUUUUCCCCAAUAUUCAAGCAUAAUCCUGCCGACUACGCCAAAUGUUGUGGUCGUGACCUAAAUAUGAAUAUUAAUCUCUUAAUACAUAAUAAUUAAGCAAUAAGGAACAACAUUAAUAUUUUUAUAAUUCAUGGUAUUAUGGUCGAAUAUGUGGAUAGAAAAUACACAAAACGUUGUAAUAUUAAAUGUAUAUUUAAUAUAACUAUAACAAAUAAACAGAUGUUAGCAGAAUGUCAAUUUACUACAAUAAUGAUAAUACGAAACUACAACAUAUUACUUACAAAAGGUUGCUACAUGUUACACAACAUUUUACUUACAAGGCCCCAGCCCUUUGGCUGGGGUUAAGUCAGAGCUGGUACUACAUCUUAGGUUCAGUCAGGUACAGGCAAAAAGAGAGUUUUCUCCUCCAUCUGGUUUUUAUUCAGUGUAAGUAGGCUGGCCUGUGAUGUCACUGCCAGAAGCAUAUGUCUUCCUACACACUCCCCCUAGUGGUGCCCCCAAAGCAUUACACUAAAUAUGCUUUCUUUAUGAUGUAAAGUCAUUAAUUAAUAAAUACCAUUACAAUUAGUCCCUAGCCUCAUCUUAUAGUUAGGAUAGCCUUAUGCCUAUACCACGCAUGCUCAAACUCCUUUACUGUGUUAAUCUCUACCACUUCAGCUGGAAGGCUAUCCCAUGCAUCUACUAUCCUCUCAAUAAAGUAAUACUUCCUGAUAUUAUUUUUAGUUUGCCCCUCUAAUUUAAGAGCAUGUCCUCUUGUUGUGGUAACUUUUCUUCUUUUAAAUAUAGUCUCCUCCUUUACUGUCUUGAUUCCCUUUAUGUAUUUAAAUGUUUCUAUCAUAUCACCCCUGUCUCGUCUUUCCUCCUGAUGCAAUCCAUGAGCCAGUUUAGUAGCCCUUCUCUGAAUUCUCUCUAAAGUAUCAAUAUCCUUCUGGAGAUACGGUCUCCAGUACUGCGUACAAUACUACCAAGUGAGUUCUCACCAGUGUUCUGUACAAUGGCAUGAGCACUUCCCUCUUUCUACUGCGAAUACCUCUCCCUAUACAACCAAGCAUUCUGCUAGCAUUUCCUGCUGCCUACCUUUAAGCCACCAGAAAUAAUAACCCCUAAAUCCUUUCCCUCAGAUGCUGAGGUUAGGACUCUAUCAAAUAUUCUGUACUCUUGCACUUAUCCACAUUAAAUGUCAGUUGCCACAGCUCUGACCAUUUUUAUAGUUUAAAUCAUUUGCCAUUUGGUGUAUCCCUCCUGGAACAUCAACCCUGUUACAUAUCUUAGUAUCAUCAGCAAAAAGACAUACCUUACCAUCAAGACUUUCUGCAAUAUCACUAAAAAAAAUAUUAAAGAGAAUGGGUCCAAGUACAGAUCCCUGAGGUACCCCACUGGUGACAAGCCCAUGCUUCGAUUAUUCAACAAUAUUGGAAUCCAAACCUAAAGAUUGCAAUUUAUUGAUCAGCCUUCUAUAUGCACCAUUGUCAAAAUCCUCACUGAAAUCUAUGUAAGCAAUGUCUACUGCACCACCCUGAUCUAUUAUUUUAGUUAACCAAUCAAAAAAAGCAAUAUGAUUAGUUUGGCAUGAUCUCCCUGAAGUAAUAGAAGUCACAAGAAAAACAUUUUGCCCUCUCUCCUGCUUACCAAUUUCAUACCUCUUUGGGUCAGACUAUUGUAGGUAAUCAGGUUAGGUACUUAACAAUGUACCGCAUGUGCAAGGUUCUCCCUGAUUUGCACUCACCCCUUUAUCCAAAAUAUGGAUGCAAUGAAUAACCGUAGUUCAGUCAUGUAAGCUAUAGUGAUUCUCUCUCUCUCUUUUUUUUUUUUCUUUUUUAAAGAUUCUUUUUUGUUAUAAAGGGUACAGAAAAAAAGAAAGAGGGGCAUGUACAAACAUAAAAUACAUGUAUUUAUAUAUGAAUACAUUAUAAUGUGAAAUCUGUUCAUCUAGACCUGAUAGACGUAUGGAAUAUUGUUACUGUGAAAUACUAG
Pelobates cultripes (western spadefoot toad) is the source of this 40499-nucleotide messenger RNA. The record is from the annotation of a GenBank genome assembly. NCBI's taxonomy places the organism in Eukaryota, Metazoa, Chordata, Amphibia, Anura, Pelobatidae.